Gastrolobium bilobum is the source of this 1062-nucleotide messenger RNA. RefSeq lists its product as uncharacterized. The transcript has a single exon. NCBI's taxonomy places the organism in Eukaryota, Viridiplantae, Streptophyta, Magnoliopsida, Fabales, Fabaceae. Bases 1 to 1062 code for a protein of 353 amino acids. The record is from RefSeq and is a predicted model, not a curated record.
AUGACGCCAAGCACAAGAACACUGGUGAAUGCUACAGCAAGAGGAUCGUUGAAAACAAAAACUCCAGAGGAAGCAUUGGAAUUGUUGGAGUCUUUAGCUUCUCAGGAGUAUGACAAUGCUCCAGUCACACAAAGGAGAGCGGGAAUCAUGAAGCUCAACGGAUAUGAUGCAAUCUUGGCUCAGAAUGAACAAAUACUGCAAAUUAAUAAGAAACAACAAGAACAAUUAGAUGCUCUUACAAAGCAAUUUAAUCUUUCUCAAGUUUCUUCUGUUAGUAAUUCUCAAAUUGUUUGUGGUAUUUGUGCAGAUGCUCAUGCAACUGAAGAGUGCGACUACAUGAGCACAACUGAAAAGCCACUAGCGGAGGUCAACGGUAUCUGGUAUGAUCAAAAAAACCAUAACAACUCAGGGAGGAACCAAUAUGGGAAUAACUAUAAUCAAGGGUGGAAAAAUCCUAAUCAACACCCUGGGUUUAGUUACAAGUCUAACCAUCAGCUGAAUCCUCCUCUGCCACUGCAACAACAACCCCCACCACAAGGCAACACUUCAGAGUGGGAGAAAGCUUUUGCACAGCUGUCCAAGACCACAUCAGACUACAUUCAGAAUGCAAAAGCCUUCAGAGAUGAAACAAAAGCUUCAUUCUGGAAUCAAGAAGCUUCUAUCCGGAAUUUGGAAACUCAGAUUAGCCAGUUGUCAAAACAAUUUACUGCAAGAACUCAUGGCACCUUCCCAAGUAACACUGACACGAACCCAAAUGCACAAUGUAAUUCAAUUGUCACCAGAAGAGGGAUCGUGAUUCAACCUGUGAUAAAGCCGCAAGUUGAAAAGAAAAAAGAAGCUGAACCUGAAGCUGAAAAAGAAAAAGAAGAAGAUGCGGGAGAAGCUGAAAAGAGCAGUCCAGAAAAAAAGUUGUUCAAAUGGGAGAAAAAGAAAGCUUUGGACAGGCAACCGAAGUCAGCAAAUCCAUCUCCCUAUGCACGAGUUCUAUACCCUCAGCGGUUGAAACAAGAGAUCCAGAAACAACAAUACACCAAAUUUCUGGACAUCUUCAAGAAGAUGUAA